GUUCAAAAUGUCCCGGCUGGUGAUAUUUCUGUUUUCAUUUUGUAUUUUUUGUGGAGUUCGAAGUGCUUCAGGAGAUUAUGACCUGAAUAUUCUUCAUUACAAUGACUUCCAUGCAAGAUUUGUGGAGACCAAUCGAUUUGGGGGUUCUUGCAACCAGAAUGAUGUUUGCAUCGGUGGUUUUGCUCGGCUCGCAACCUUGGUUCGUCAGCGUUUAGUCGAAGAACCGGACUCUCUACUCCUCAAUGCUGGUGACAGUUUCCAAGGAACUCUUUGGUACAACAUCUUACGGUGGAAUGUUACUCAGGACUUCAUGAAUAUGCUGCCUCAUGAUGCACAUGCACUGGGAAACCACGAGUUCGACAAUGGUAUCGAAGGACUGGUACCUUAUUUAAAACAUUUAAAUUCAAAAGUUGUGACAGCCAAUAUAAUUGAUGAUCUAGAACCAACAAUGCAAGGUUUGUAUGAAAAGAGUAUAAUUGUAACAAGAAAGAAUAGGAGAAUUGGAAUUAUUGGAGUUUUAAUAGCUACUACAGAUACUUUAGCUUCAACUGGUAAACUCAAGUUUACAGACGAGAUAGAAGCUGUAAGAGAAGAAGCAGAAAAACUAAACGCGCAAGGCGUAGAUAUCAUCGUAGUUUUAUCACAUUGUGGUCUAGAUAUUGAUAGGGAAAUCGCUCUUCACGGUGGACCACACAUAGAUAUUAUAGUUGGCGGCCACAGUCACACGUUGCUGUUCAAUGGAGAAGCGCCCGAGAACAGUGCUUUCAUUCCAUUGGGACCUUACCCAGAAGUAGUGGACCAAGAAAAUAGAAAAGUUUUAAUAGUUCAAGCAGCGGCACAUACUCAAUAUUUAGGAGAAAUUAAGCUAACCUUUGAUGAUAAUGGACAUCUCAAACAUUGGACUGGAGACCCUCACUAUAUUGGAAAUGAAAUCGAACAAGCACAAGAUGUGUUAGACAAGAUUGAGAAAUAUCUUCCACUCAUUCAAGAGAAAGCUUCUGAAGAAAUCGGCUCAGCUCUUGUAGAACUGUCAGCCGAUUGCACAUGCUCAGAAUGUAAUCUUGGAAACUUAAUGUGUGAUGCUUUUUUGCAUGCUACAUUACCCAAAGCUGGACCGAACCAGUGGAAUUACGCACAUUUCUGUGUCAAUAAUAGAGGUGUUAUUAGAGCAGCUAUUAAUAGAGGAGGAUUGCGCGUAACAUUUAAUGGCUCACUGCCAAUAAACUCAAGAGUGGUUGAUGUGCAAGUUAGAUGUAUUGAGUGUGACGUCCCUAGGUAUGAACCGCUGAAGCUCGAUCAAUACUAUAAGGUGGUGUCACAGUCUUUCAUGGCAAAUGGCGGAGAUGGUUAUAGUAUGAUCAGUGAGAAUCGUAAAAACAUUGAAGUCCUGGGCGUUGACUACGAUGUUCUAUCUUCUUACAUAAGCCAACAAUCUCCAGUCUUUGCCGAGAACGAAGGUCGAUUGACGUUUAACAAUUUCUGCCAACAACAGUAG
Molecule: messenger RNA, 1495 nt
Organism: Spodoptera exigua (beet armyworm)
Lineage: Eukaryota; Metazoa; Arthropoda; Insecta; Lepidoptera; Noctuidae
Source: the annotation of a GenBank genome assembly